ACUCUACUCUACAGACUAGUGCUGCCAGUCAUCACUAAAAAAGCAGAAAAGCACAAGCAAAGACUGACCACUGUUGCACUUUCUCUCUCCAAUUUGUUCCUUUUUCCACUCCUCAACUCGCGCCAUCAUUCAAGCCCACAUUUCACUCAACUUAAACCCCCUUCAAGUGAUUGCUUGAAGAUUUUGGAAGGCAUAAUUCCCCAUUGUUGAUUGGGAGGGAAAGGAAUAGAAAAUUUGUUAGUAGCCCAGGGAAAUGGAGAAAAAGCAGCUGGAUUUCAAUGCACCACUUUUAUCAGUGAGGAAAAUUUCAUCAUCUUUAUCCCCUCAUGAGAGAGCAAAUAAAAAGAUUAUAGAAAGGGCGCCACCGAAUCGACAACAAUCACUUCCUGUCAAAAAAUCAGACUGGGAAUUGAGUGAGGUGACUAAACCAGUAGCUGUUCCAUUUAUGUGGGAACAGAUCCCUGGUAGACGAAAAGGUGACAAUGAAGCCCGAGCUAACCUUCGAGUGAAGCGUUCAAGUAGUCCUAGGCUGCCCCCGGGAAGAUUGCCAGAGACUAUUCGGUUCUAUUCAGGUGAAAGGCCUCGUACUCAAAACAUUUACAAGUCUCCAGCUGAAGGACUUCCUUGGAUUGAUCAUGCUGCUUUACUGGAUAGCCUAGCGGAAAGUAUAUAUACAAGAGGAGAUAGAGAAAGUGAGGAUGAUGCCUAUUCUGAUGCUCCUGAAACAUUGUCACCUACCGAAUCCUUAUCCUUGGACUGCAGUGUCAGUGGUCUGAGCGGAUAUCAAAGUUCAGAUUCAAAACCAUCUGGAACCUUUUCCAUUGACUCCCAAACUAGAGACUUUAUGAUGAGUAGAUUCUUACCUGCAGCAAAAGCUGUUGUUUUGGAGACGCCUCAAUAUGUUCAGAAAAAGCAAGUUCCAGUCAGUACUGAACAACCGAAGCCAGUACCCGUGGAACGAAAGCCAAUAGUUAAGCGGAUGGAGUCUAAACCUGUCUCAUAUUAUAGCGGCUAUCUAGACGAUGUAGGAAGUGAAAUUGAAGAUGAUGUGUCUGAGAAUCAGCACAAAAGGCCAAGUAAAGGGUGGAAAUUUUUCCCUCGGAUUUGUGUGAAGAAUUCUUUAUGCCUAUUAAAUCCACUGCCAGGACUAAAAGUGAAGACACAUGUUCCCACAGCCUCAGCUCAAGCAGUAAAGAGAGUUUCAGGAAUGAAACCAAAGACGCCACAGAGCCCCACAUCUUAUGCUCAUGAAGUCAAGAGAUUAGCUAGAAAAGCUUAUAGUGGACCUCUUGAGAAGAAUGGUUGUGAUACUAUAAAUAAGCAAAGAUUUCACUCUGGAGUACUGUCUCGCGAGCUGUACAAAGCUGAUAAUGGAAGUUUUUCCGGCCAACUGCCUAACCCUAGUGAUUCAUGUAAGCUAGUUGGAAUCUCUCCUGGAAGACGUUCAAGAAGUGGGGCUAUAUCUCCCUAUCGAAAUGUAGCACCUCCGUCUCCAUUCAAUGAAGGUACAAGGUUUCUUGGUGUGCCAAAGGAAAUGGAGAGUCUUUGGGCUAGUCGCUUUGAUUCAUUCCGGAAAGGUUGCUACACUGUCAAGGACAAAGUACCACAGCAGAUUGGCACAGGAAGAUUUUCUGAUUCACCAAGUGAAGUAGUUGAGAAAACAUUGUACAUAGAUUCUGUAGAUAAUGUGCAAAUUUCAGCCCGUAAUUCUGCUUCCUCAAAACCCAAGGGAUUAGUGAACUCCUCUGGUAGGAAUAUGAAGACUCUGGUUAAAAGCAGUAAAGUACUAGAAAAUAUGGAUGCCACCGCUCGUACUCAAGGUGCCAAAGACCGGAAUGUUUCAGAGAAAGAGAGCAAACAGGUUUUUGAGAAGGAGUCCCUUGAUUUGGUGGAAGCUGCUCCCAUUUCCAUAUCAACACACAAAGGCCCUGCUGAUCAGGAGUCUUUGAAACUAAAGCAAAAUCUUGAUACACUAUCUGGAGCCUUAGAGUCUUCAAAAGUGCAUCCCUAUGGAAAUUUAGGUACAGAAAAUGAAGAUAACCAAAAUGCAAAUGACCCAAAAGAUUCUAACCUUACCUCCUUGGAAUCUCCUAUACCACCACCCUUACCUAAAUCUCCCUCUGAAUCUUGGCUUUGGCGCACGCUGCCUUCCAUUCCUUUGAGAACUCCGUUCUCAAGUUUGAGCUCCAAGAAGCAGAAUAAGAAGUCCCAUGCUGAUGGUAGUAAGUGGGAGACUAUUGUGAAAACUUCUAACUUGCAUAAGGAUCAUGUCCGUUACUCCGAGGAACUAUAUACUCUUGGUUCUUGUCAGCAGAGCAAAGCUUGAAGAUGGAUCAUCUAUCGGUAUGAAACAUCUUGUUUCUAUCACUAUAGCUUCAAUGCUAUCUUCAAACUUUGUUUCAUUCCUUCUGGAGUUUCUUUGUCAGUGUUUUAGUCUAGGUAUACAGAGGAAAAAGUUUUUUUUAUAUCACCUCAAAAAAAUACUUGGUUUUGAUGGUGGGGAUUGUUGUAACUUUUGAAUGACUAUAGUAGUGGCAUGAGAAUAGCUGAGUUUUCUUAUUAUGGUUUGUAUUCCUGAAAACCAGCCCUUGCCUUGAGAUAUGAAUGAAUGACACAUUUGAUUCUUUAUGAUA
Nicotiana attenuata is the source of this 2633-nucleotide messenger RNA. RefSeq lists its product as uncharacterized. The transcript is spliced from 4 exons. The record is from RefSeq and is a predicted model, not a curated record. Bases 254 to 2326 code for a protein of 690 amino acids. NCBI's taxonomy places the organism in Eukaryota, Viridiplantae, Streptophyta, Magnoliopsida, Solanales, Solanaceae.